Bombus huntii is the source of this 1692-nucleotide messenger RNA. RefSeq names its product beta-1,3-glucosyltransferase. The record is from RefSeq and is a predicted model, not a curated record. NCBI's taxonomy places the organism in Eukaryota, Metazoa, Arthropoda, Insecta, Hymenoptera, Apidae. Gene Ontology annotation, molecular function: acetylglucosaminyltransferase activity. Gene Ontology annotation, cellular component: membrane. The coding region runs from base 209 to 1603 and encodes 464 amino acids. The transcript is spliced from 11 exons.
CCUGCUAGUCCUGUACAGAGUAUCGAAGAGAAAAUCUAUUACUUAUUAUCACUAAUUAACCAUAAUAUGUGUUCUCAAUACGUAUAUAUACAUGUUCUACACAUACAUACGUGGAUAGAAGUUUCGUGAUGGUGGAUAUUUAGACAAAGAAUUUAAUGGUAAAUUUGUAUAAGGAGGGAGUAUUAAUUAAGUUGAAUUUUCGAAAACAAUGUUUUCCAUAUAUUCUAUGUACUUCAUAUUUCUUAUAUUAUUCGUGGAUAAGAUUAAUGUAAAUGGUUUAGACCCCAGUGACAUAGUUAUUGUAAUAUUAGAUCAAAAGGAAGGUUAUCAUAUGGCUCAUGCUGAAAUGUUAAAGAAAAAUAUUCUUGAACAAGCAGAAGCCCUUGAUAAGGAUCCUCCCAAAAUUAUCUUAUCUCACAAAUUGAAUAUUAAUGGAUCUUGGACAAUAAUACCACUUUUAAAUUAUUUAUUGGAUACAUAUUCCACUUCAAAAUGGUUUUUCUUCUGUCUGGAGAAUACUGUAAUUAGAUUGAAUAAAUUAUUAAGUAUUCUUCUCAAAUAUAAAGAAAAUAAAAAUAUAUGGAUUGGUCAUGUAUUAUACGAUCAAGAACCAACUAUCAUCCAUCAUUUUGCAGAACAUAAGAAAAAAUUGAAGUAUCCACAUAUAGCUUCAGGUUUUGGAAUAACGUCAAAUUUGUUAGCUAACCUAGUACAUAAAAUUAAUGAAGGUGAUAGACCUAAAGAUGAUUUUUCAAUUGAUGCAUCAUAUGAAUUUGCAUCUUUCGUAUUGAAAGUUGGUAAAGGAGUACGAUUAACACAUGUAUCUGAAAUAUGCAUCAUAUCUAAUUCUGAGUGUGCUACAUAUCCAAGAUUUUUUCAUCCAUGUGGUUCAUCUGUGACCACUGAAAAUAUCUAUUUUGCUGUAAAAACUUGUUCGAAAUUUCAUAUUGAGAGAAUUCCUGUGAUUAAAAGAACAUGGGCAAAAUAUGCUACAAAUAUUGGUUACUUUAGUGAUAUUGCUGAUAAACAUCUGCCUGAUAGUUUCAUUGUCCCAAAUACAACACAAGGGCAUUGUGCUAAAACAUACAGCAUUUUAGUACAAGCAGAUAAAAUAUUAAAAAAGAAAAAUUUAAAUUGGUUAAUAAUCAGUGAUGAUGACACAAUUUUUAGCGUGGCACGUUUGUUACGUUUAUUGACAUGUUACAAUCCAAACACACCAGUUGCUAUUGGAGAACGAUAUGGUUUUCAACUCUGGGAUAGUGAUUACGGGUAUGAAUAUUUAACAGGUGGAGCAGGAGUUGCUUUAUCUGCAUCUCUGGUUCAUGAAAUCAUAGAACUAGGUAAAUGCGAAUGUCCGUCAUCUACUACUCCAGAUGAUAUGUUUCUUUUUGGUAUAUGUCUAUCACGAAUCAGAGUGCAACCUGUACAUUCAUCAAUGUUUCAUCAAGCACGCCCUUCAGAUUAUGCGACUGCAUACCUUGCUUCACAAGAACCUAUAUCAUUCCAUAAAUUUUGGAUGAUUGAACCCCAAACGGUUUAUGAUGAAUGGUUUGCAGAAGCAGACAAAUCUUUAAUCACAGUAAGAAAACACACAGAAUUAUAAUAUUAUUAUGGUUUACUAUUCAUUCUGUGUAUAAUUUUUAUAUGUAUAAUAAAAAAUAUUAAAAAUAUAAUAACAAAAAAUAUUAAUUA